Messenger RNA from Cyprinodon tularosa, 2305 nucleotides. RefSeq names its product monoacylglycerol lipase ABHD2-like. Gene Ontology annotation, molecular function: acetylesterase activity; monoacylglycerol lipase activity. The record is from RefSeq and is a predicted model, not a curated record. NCBI's taxonomy places the organism in Eukaryota, Metazoa, Chordata, Actinopteri, Cyprinodontiformes, Cyprinodontidae. Gene Ontology annotation, biological process: sperm capacitation; steroid hormone receptor signaling pathway; acylglycerol catabolic process. The coding region runs from base 102 to 1403 and encodes 433 amino acids. The transcript is spliced from 10 exons. Gene Ontology annotation, cellular component: sperm flagellum; sperm plasma membrane.
UUGUGUGUCAUUGUGUGAAGUUUUCUUUAUUACGUGUUUUUUUCUUUUCUAGCAGUGCAGUAAUUGUUGGUUCUAAAGCAGAAAGGUCUAAAGUUCCCACCAUGACAUUCUCGGAGGAUGGCGACAUGGAGACCUUUGGCUCCGAGCUGCCAGCCAUGUUUGAUGGCAUGAAGCUGGCCGCAGUGGCUGCAGUCCUCUACGUCAUUGUGCGCUGCCUCAAUCUGACGAGUUCACCUGCGGCCCCAGAGAUCAUCAGUCAGGACACGCCGCUCAGCCGAUACCUGCUCAAGUCCUGCCCCACGCUGUCCAAGGAAUACAUUCCUCCCUUACUGUGGGGGAAGAGUGGUCAUCUUCAGACAGCUCUGUAUGGCAAGAUGGGACGUGUCAGCACUCCAACACCCUGCGGGCUUCGUGUAUUCCUCCCGAUGCAGGACGGAGCCACAGCCACCUUUGACCUGUUUGAAGCUCUUGGAGAGCACAGCACAGGAGAUGAUGUUACUAUGGUAAUCUGCCCUGGGAUUGGUAACCAUAGUAAGAAGAACUACAUUCGAACCUUUGUGGAUUACUCCCAGCGGCGGGGUUACCGCUGUGCCGUCCUCAACCAUCUGGGAGCUCUGCCUGACAUGGAGCUCACCUCGCCGCGCAUGUUUACCUGCGGUUGUACUUGGGAAUUCGGGGCCAUGGUGGACUACAUCAAGCGUACCUUUCCCCAAACACUGCUGGUGGUUGUAGGCUUCAGUCUGGGAGGAAACAUAGUGUGCAAGUUCCUGGGAGAGAAUCGGUCCAACCAGGAGCGAGUGCUGUGCUGCGUCAGCGUCUGCCAAGGAUACAGCGCCCUCAGGGCCCAGGAAACAUUCCUGCAGUGGGACCAGUGUCGACGCCUUUAUAACUUUGUGCUGGCAGGAAACAUGAAGAAGCUCAUUCUGUCACACAGGGGCAGUUUGCUGGGCAUGUCCUCCAGCAAUAUUGCUGAUGCAGACCUCAACAGGCUGUACACAGCUACCUCUCUGAUGCAGAUAGAUGACAACAUAAUGAGGAAAUUCCACGGCUACGGCUCCUUGAGGGAGUACUAUGAGAAGGAGAGCUGUGUGCACUAUAUUCACAAUGUAUCUGUACCGCUCCUCCUGAUGAACUCCUUAGAUGAUCCUUUAGUUCAUCGGUCACUUCUGGCUAUACCCUGCAGACUGGCAGAGGAGAUGCCCAAUGUGACGUUUGCACUGACUGAGCACGGAGGCCACAUGGGCUUCUUUGAAGGAGCCGUGCUUUUCCCUCAGCCCCUCACCUGGAUGGACAAGGUCAUAGUUGAAUACACCGACGCCAUCUGCAACUGGGAGAGGCAACAGAAGGGCUGCCAGGGGACCGCAGAGCCAAACACGCAUUCAUGGCUGAAACCCAGUGGAUGACACCUGCAUACCUGAGGCUUUGACCUCAUGAUCUUACAGUAAUUCACAGAAAAAUCUCAGCAGAUUAGGUUUAAUCCUGCUUGGGGUAACAGCAGUGAGUGUGAUGUGAUCUAACACUGAAUAACUGCUUCUUUUAACCACUAAUCUACCAUCUCCUUCAUAGAAACUGCAGAGAGGCGCACGCCGACUCUGAACUGCUGGUAGCUUUAUUUAACUCGCUAUUCUCUGAAAGCUGCAAAAAAAUAAUCACACUGACUCAUAAACGUAAUUUGUCGAUCUGAGAUAUAACGCUGAUUAUAAUCCCUCACAACUCCAACCAGAACCAGCAGGACUUCCUGUACCGUUUCCACGGCUGCUUUCCAGGUUAAUAUAUAAAGUUUGAUGUUUUCAGACGUCUUUUAGCUCUUUUUUUUGAUAGCUAAAUUAUUGUUCUGUUCUGUAUGAGCACUUUAAAUCGCUGUGCUUCGGCAGCAUGAGAGAGCUUGAACCAUUCCAAGGACUGAUCCACAGCACUUUAUUUUAUUGAUCUGUAGUUUACAUUUCAAUCUGUCCCACAAAUAUGACAGAAACAGUCUUUUUUUUUAUUGCUUCGAGGCUUUAUUAUAAACUCCAUGUGGCUGACCGCCUCAGAUUAAAUGCCAAAUUGUAAUAGUUUAAGCUGCUUACAAAUUUCCCUCAUUAGUUAAAUACUUGAAACAAAAGCUGUCGUCUCUCACAGCAACACAUUGUGCCAGAAGCAAAAGAAUAUGAGAUUUUUUUUUUUUUUUACAAGAAAUUAUGUUUUAUCUUUGAAGUAAACUCUUAAAUACCUGCAGCAGAUGAUACAACUGCACCAGCAGUGAUCUUUGUAAAACUCUUUCUGAGAAUGAAGGAAAAAUACGGAUGUGUAAAACCGAAACAAA